AUGGAUCAUUGGGAGUCUUCCGUCGCUCUUUCCAAGAUCUCCUUCGCAUCCAACUACUUCUACGAUGUCGGGAUGGGCUUCCCCAAAAUGAGCAUGCUGGCAUUCUACUGGGCCUACUUUCCCUCAACUACCAGCCCGGUAAUGCGCAAGGCACUCUGGGGCAUCACUGCUUUCGUCUGCCUUUCGUACAUAGCUAUACUUUGGGACGACACAUUUUUCUGCGGAAAGGACGUUUCGGUGCAGUGGUCACAGGAAGAUGGCGCAUGCAGUGUCUUUUACGCGCCAGAGCCCUUCAUCCUCAACUUCACCCUCAACCUCGCUUGCUACCUUUGCGUCUAUGUUCUCCCUUUGACUCUGUUGAUCCAAGGUGUCCUCGAGCGAUCCACCGGUCUGACUCUUACUUUCGCUCUUGGUACUUUGACCAUCAUGACAACUAUUGUACGCUUCAUUACCCUGAAAGUUGGCACUGGCCAGGAGAACUUGGUUUAUCCUCUGAGCAUUCUGGAAAUGACCCUCGCCAUUACCGUGGUGGCCCUUCCAGGCUUGAAGCCUCUGCUCGACCGCCAAUCUACGAAGACUUCGGUCGAAACAGUUCAAGUCGAUAGCGAGAGCAAGAACUUCUCAUCAUGA
Messenger RNA from Colletotrichum acutatum, 630 nucleotides. RefSeq lists its product as uncharacterized. Lineage: Eukaryota; Fungi; Ascomycota; Sordariomycetes; Glomerellales; Glomerellaceae. Bases 1 to 630 code for a protein of 209 amino acids. The transcript has 4 exons. The record is from RefSeq and is a predicted model, not a curated record.